Messenger RNA from Papaver somniferum (opium poppy), 501 nucleotides. RefSeq lists its product as uncharacterized. The coding region runs from base 1 to 501 and encodes 166 amino acids. NCBI's taxonomy places the organism in Eukaryota, Viridiplantae, Streptophyta, Magnoliopsida, Ranunculales, Papaveraceae. The record is from RefSeq and is a predicted model, not a curated record. The transcript has a single exon.
AUGCCAGAUCUCAAAGGUGUCUUCCGUGUCAGCUCAGCUAAGGAGAUAGUGCGUCAGAAAUAUCCUUCUUUGGAAAGGACUUCGCUUCUUUGGAGGAAAGAAAUUCAUCCUGUUUUAGCAGCGCAAAACUGGAAAUUUCUGCGUGGUAUAUGUGCAACUUACGAUCUUCUUCAAUCAAGGUUCAAAAUUCCGCUAGCAAGCAAGUGCCACCUUUGUGGAAUAGCUGAAGAAAAUCUCGAAUACGUGUUGUUCAGUUGCAGUUUUGCAGCUCGUGCUUGGACCUGGAUUUCUCAGAUUUUUGGCUUAACUCCUAAAAAUAAUCUUGUUAUUUCUUAUAAGGCAGCAACAAGAAGGAGUCAGAUGGUGCGUGAUCUGUGGCUGCUCGCAAAUCUCGUGAUUAAGUCAGAACUUUGGGCAUUGAGAAAUAAGGUUGUUUUUGAGCAUAAGAAGCCAAACUGGAACAUGUUUUUCAAGCGUGUUUUGAAGCUGGUUCAAGACUAA